UGUUGCGGUACAUUUUUACAUACAUGUGUACAUAUGCAAAUAGACUUUAAUAUAAUAUAUAAGCCUAUACGCGAAUUAAUACAAAUUAAUGUGCUAACGUAGUCAACAUUGUUAAUGUUUAAUUAUUGCAAUCGCGCUUUAUUAGUUACAGUGAAAACAACGAUGGGUAUGAAAAAUUCUUAUUGAAUUGUGUUAAAUAUAGUUUUAAAAUAAUGGAACAGGAUCUACUUGUUGCCUAAAGAACCAGAAAUUUGCUAUGUCAGUUGGUAUACGUAAAAACAAGAUGAAUUACAACGAAAACAACCAGAACUCAAACAACAGCAAGGACGAUAAUAAUAAUAACAAAAACACCGAACACAGCCCGUCGGUUGCUAAUGAAUCCCGUUUCCCGAACACUUUUUCGGAAGAAAACCGAUCGCUAUCCGAGGAGCAAGCGAGGGAUGACGUUAUGCCCUCGUCGGUUGCUAAUGAAUCCCGUUUCCUAAACGUUUUUUCGGGAGAAAAACGAUCGCCCUCCGAAGAGCAAACGAGGGAUGACGAUAUGCCCUCUACCAGUGGGGCCUCGGUAGGUACACCUUGUGAAUCGCUCGCCGUAACCACGUCCAACGCGAAGAAUGAUGGUGAAGAGAACACCACAAUACCGUCCUCUAGCACAACAAUACCGUCCUCUAGCACAACAAUACCGUGCUCAAAAUCAGUAGAAUCACACCGGCCCUGUACCGGAAUGGCGUCUAAGAGGAAGAGGAAGAGGAAGGGAAAAAGGGGAGGCAAGCCUGAAGGGCUGAACGAUUCCCGCAAAGUGGGAAUGAGUGGUGCUACCGUCAAGUGGUACUUCAGGCAUCUGCAAGCGGGAAAAUCGUCUGAGGAGGCAAAUGAGCUUGCGUUGGGCAGGAAUAAAAUUACGCCAGCGGUAGAGAAAAGAAGCCCAGUCACCGCAAUCCCGAGCAGGGUGGUAGGCGGGUGCGCGCCUUAUCAAGAUAGAAAAGGUGAUGCUGAGAAACGCAAGAUAACACCAGAGGAGUUACCCAGCCUAAAAAAGCAGAAACAGAAUCUGCAUCAACAGCCGACGCAGUUGAAAGAAGAGCAAAACACUGUUCCAAAAACAGGCAUUCGGAUAGCCGUGCUACCUCUCAAUUAUCCUGUGGAAGCAAUGGAUCCACAACAACUUACUGUACUUGCAGAUAAAAUCAUAGACGAGGUGUACAAGGGAUGGAAACACGCUCUCUGCUUUUGCGGAGUGUGUUUUAGGUCGGGACUGUUACUUGUAGACUGCAAGAAUGAAGAGACCGCCACCUGGCUGGCGGAGGUUGCUCCGAAGCUUGAGGGGUGGGAAGGUCCAUUGCUCAGUGCGAGAAGAGGGGAAGAGAUACCACGGAUGUACAAAAUGAGAUCACGUCUACACAAUAGCGCUAUUAUAUAA
Molecule: messenger RNA, 1420 nt
Organism: Bactrocera neohumeralis
Lineage: Eukaryota; Metazoa; Arthropoda; Insecta; Diptera; Tephritidae
Product: MATH and LRR domain-containing protein PFE0570w-like
Exons: 2
Coding region: 257-1420 (387 amino acids)
Source: RefSeq, a predicted model, not a curated record